GAAUGUUGCGUUACUUUAUCGUAAAGUUGGUAUGUGAGUCUACACAUUUUGCCAGUAUAUCAAUUCAUCCCGCCUUUUUAACUACGUGCAAUAGUUCUAAAUACAUGUUCUAAUCUGUCACAAUAAUGGCAUCAUCAACGUUAAUACUCGAUAUGGGUGGCGGGUCACUGAAAAUUGGAUUUUCUACUGAUCCUCAUCCAAAGAUUAUUGAUAACUCCAUUUUUAAAUCAAAAACCCUUGGUGGUCGUACAUUUGUUGGGAAUGAAAUUGAACAAUGCAAUAAUUUGUCGAGUUUAUUUUGUGUCAUGCCAUUCAAAAAAGGCUAUAUUAACAACUGGGAGGUUCAGUGUCAAAUCUUAGAUACCACUCUUAAAAGUAUAGUUAAAACAAACUCACAAAAUUCCUUAUCCGAUUGUAAUCUACUUGUCACUGAACCGUAUUUCAAUUUCUCAUCAACUAAAGAAGCUAUGAAUGAAGUGUUCUUUGAAGAUUAUCAAGUAGCUGGUUUGAUUCGUACAAAUCCUGCAUUUUUAAGCGCUUACAAAUAUCGAAGUGAAUCAGCUCAACGUCUUUCAAGAUAUUGUGUAGUUAUUGAUUCUGGUUACUCAUUUACACAUAUUGUACCGAUGGCUGAUGGAUUUGUUAUGAAAGAUUUUGUCAUACGGCUUACAGUUGGUGGUAAAAUUCUAACAAAUUGUUUAAUUGAAGCUGUAUCCUAUCGACAUUUAGAUGUUCGAAGUGAAAUAUACAUAAUGAAUCAAUGCAAAGAAGAUGUAUGUUAUGUAUCUACUGACUUUUGGCGAGAUAUGAACAUUUCUCGAUCAAAUCAAAAAUCAAAUAGCAUUUUAAGGGAAUAUGUACUGCCAAACUAUGUAGAUGUACACCGUGGAUAUGUUCGCGAUCCUAAUGCAGUGAUUGCUGGGAGUAGUGGUAAUGAUAAAUCAGAACAACGGGCUUCCAAUAUAUCACAGCAAGGAUAUGUAUUACGUUUGAAUAAUGAGCGUUUUACAGUUCCAGAAUUAAUUUUUCAUCCAUCUGAUGUGGGUUAUCAAGAAAUGGGACUUACAGAAGCUAUCCAGUACUUGAUGAAUGAACGGUUACCUGCUGCAGUAAGGCCAGGAGCUUGGGCAAAUGUUAUGGUUAUGGGUGGCAAUGCAUGUUUUCCAGGAUUUGUGGAACGAUUACAAAAAGAUAUUCGUACUCAAGCACCUGACGAUCUUCCGGUAAAUGUUUUUAAACCUCCAAAUCCUCAAACCUACGCUUGGGAAGGUGGUGUUUUGCUUUGUCAAAAUUCAGAUUCAUUCAAUCACUUCUUAGUGACACGCAAAGAAUAUGAAGAGCAAGGAUCUAGUUAUUGUGAAAAACGAUUUCCUACUUCGUGAAUUUCUAUUCCUGUUUAUGCUUUUGUACAUUGAGACAAAUAAUAAAUAUGUAUAAAUUUAUUCAGUAUUUAUAUAUAUAUAUGUAUAGAGAGAGAGAGAGAGAAAUAAUAAUAAUGAUAACAAUACACAAUUUUGUUCUUAUAUUCUAAUCAUCACUGUUCGUAGUAUGCCAUUUCGGUUAAACAAAACACAUCAUAAAAACAAUGUCUAAAAUGGUAAUUGAAAUUAGAAAAAUGUUCACUUUGAAGAAAUAAAACAAAAUUGAGAAUAUCAUUAUUAGGUUUAUGCAAAAAAAAAAAGAAAAAAGAAACAGUGUAAGAAAACAAAAAUCAUCUUUCACAAAUAAAAUAAACAUUUUCAUGCAAGUAGUGAAUACGUGUGGGCUGACACAGAGAGAGGGAUACUCCGACACACAUCAGUUCUGAAUGGAGUACAUACAACAUGAGAAACUUAUAUAAUUCGUUGAUAACAGAGAUACGUAACAUGAUCUCCGUUUUGUGAACUAGAACCAUUAUUACUAUAAAUAUGUAUAUAUAUAUAAAAUGUAAAUGAAUCGUAGCCGUGGUGUCAGUAGGUGACAGAAAAGAUUGGUGAGAAACUAUCAUUUUGAAAAAUACUAAACAAGACAUUUUUACAUGCAACUUUUCUUCAGACAAGAAAACAAAAGAACAAUUCAAAAUAUACUUGUAUAAUGCAAUGGUUAUAGUUAGAAAUUAUUAAUUCGAACAAUAAAG
Schistosoma turkestanicum is the source of this 2116-nucleotide messenger RNA. The record is from the annotation of a GenBank genome assembly. NCBI's taxonomy places the organism in Eukaryota, Metazoa, Platyhelminthes, Trematoda, Strigeidida, Schistosomatidae.